AUGUCUAAGCGUGUAAUCAGGACAAAAUCGACGAUUGAGGAUAGAAAAGUAUCAACUGAGGAUAUGUUUGAAGAUGAAUUUAUCCAAUCAUACUUGGAGUUCAGAGAGAGCGGAGUCGAUUUUAUUUGGGAUAAUAAAAGGAAAUUGCUUGAAUUGCAUUUCGAUGGUGAUAACAUGAUCAUGUGUAUGGAAAAUGGGGCUACGAUCAUGGCUUUUGAUUGA
Messenger RNA from Kwoniella botswanensis, 222 nucleotides. RefSeq lists its product as uncharacterized. The record is from RefSeq and is a predicted model, not a curated record. The coding region runs from base 1 to 222 and encodes 73 amino acids. The transcript is spliced from 2 exons. Lineage: Eukaryota; Fungi; Basidiomycota; Tremellomycetes; Tremellales; Cryptococcaceae.